AUGAGGUUGUUUAACUUAGAGGGCAGCACAUGUUUUUCUUCAAAGACGGAAUUUUUGUCUGGCGGGAUAGAAACCAAAGUUGUUGCUUCCCCAGAGAAGAAAGUAGUGGAGGAAGAAAAGAAAAAGGAGGUUACCGAAGAGGAAGUUAAUGAAAAUUCGAGAUCAUCGGAAACUGAAAAUGGAGCUGAAAAUGAUGCCAAAACAAAUGGAUCAACAGAAGAAAAAGAAGCCGAUGAGAAAGAAGUUGCGUCGACGGAAAAUGGUGACUCUCCAGUAAAACCAGUCGAAGAAGAGGUAUGUUGCAUAAAAAGGAAAUCCACUGCUGGCCAAGAAGCCGUGGAUGCUACUGAUGGUGUAACUCCUGAAAAAAAGGCUAAAGUUGAAGACAAACCUGUUGUUGAAGCUGAAAGCAACGGUGAUUCCAAGACUGCUGCCUAA
This is a messenger RNA of Cotesia congregata, 438 nucleotides long. Lineage: Eukaryota; Metazoa; Arthropoda; Insecta; Hymenoptera; Braconidae. The record is from the annotation of a GenBank genome assembly.